This is a messenger RNA of Dufourea novaeangliae, 754 nucleotides long. RefSeq names its product cytochrome c oxidase subunit 5A, mitochondrial (gene COX5A). Gene Ontology annotation, biological process: mitochondrial electron transport, cytochrome c to oxygen. The transcript is spliced from 2 exons. Gene Ontology annotation, cellular component: mitochondrial inner membrane. NCBI's taxonomy places the organism in Eukaryota, Metazoa, Arthropoda, Insecta, Hymenoptera, Halictidae. The record is from RefSeq and is a predicted model, not a curated record. The coding region runs from base 125 to 583 and encodes 152 amino acids.
AUAUUGGUAAUAGUGAGAACUCUUCGGGGCGAAGUUUCCGUCUUUUAUCGGGGUUUUACGCAAUAGGCGACAGUCGUUCUCUUGUGGUUAAAUUCACCGAGUUAUCAGUGAAAUAUACCGUAAAAUGUUGCGUUUCAUGGGAGGACGUAUGCAUUCCAUCGUGAGGAAUUCGAUAGUGCCGCGAAGCACAACUGUCCUAGUUCAGAAUGUCCGUGCUUCGCACGGCGAGAACGAAGAGCCCGAGGAGGAGUUCAAUAACAGAUACGUAACGUAUUUGAGUCGCUCGGACCUCGAUCACUGGGACGUUCGUCAAGUUAUGAAUAGAUUGGCCGGUGUGGAUUGUGUACCUGAUCCAUCAAUCGUUUGUGCAGCAUUAAGGGCCUGCAGAAAACUAAAUGAUUAUGCUCUUGCUGUCAGAUUUUUAGAAGUUGUAAAAGACAAAUGUGGACCUAAAGUUAAAGAAAUAUAUCCCUAUAUUUUGCAAGAAAUCAAACCUACCUUAGAUGAAUUAGGUGUCAAUACACCAGAAGAGCUUGGUUAUGAUAAGCCUGAAUUAGCACUCCAAUCGGUGUAUGAUAUGUAAUAAUUAGAUUAUAGACUUAAAAUAUAAAUCUAGUAUUUGUGUAUAGAAAUGCCUUUCACUGGAUUAUGACAAACAAAAGAUGGAGUAAUCUUUGACACAGAAAGAGAAAGGGUACUUCUGUACAUACCUGUUACCAAAUUUUGAUUUCAAUAAAUCGAUCAUCCUAUUGAA